This is a messenger RNA of Drosophila rhopaloa, 2053 nucleotides long. RefSeq names its product putative phosphatidate phosphatase. Gene Ontology annotation, biological process: signal transduction; phospholipid dephosphorylation; phospholipid metabolic process. Bases 433 to 1539 code for a protein of 368 amino acids. The transcript is spliced from 7 exons. Lineage: Eukaryota; Metazoa; Arthropoda; Insecta; Diptera; Drosophilidae. Gene Ontology annotation, molecular function: phosphatidate phosphatase activity. The record is from RefSeq and is a predicted model, not a curated record.
CGCGGCAGGUUCGAGUUCUCAGUGUCGCUCGUUCAUUUAACCAAAACAAAGUGCGAGUACGGGAAUCGGUCGUAUAUAUAACCCUUAAUCGUUGUUGAUACCAUACCGAAUCGGAAAAAAGCAUCUUUGCGUAAUGAAAACAAAGCCAUAACGAUGACGGAGCAAACAAGGCUUGCUUAAAAAACUUUCGCAACGCCCGCUACUCGGUAAAGAAGAAGAGGCUCCAGCUGAGAGAUACUAUGACGUAGGGGAAUGGAAUACGUAUGCCCAGAUUCGCACCUACUACUACUACCAACAACUACUCGCUCUUAGGCUCAAGUUCACUGCCAAGCACCUAAGAGAGAGAAAGCAAGAGAGAGCGAGCGAAAGCUUGAGAUUGAGCUUGGGAGCUUUUGCAACGGCACCUAAAAAACGCGAGACGUAAAAUUAAAAAUGAGUAACGAAACCUCAUCCAGCGAGACAACACCGCUCCGGCGGCCGGAGACCCAAACACCCAAUAACGUGGCCCAAAGCAACCGACAAACGACGGCGAACGUUGUUAACAACACCCACAGUAAUAACAACAAUAAUUACGGUGAUUCGGUGGAAGUGCGUUUGCAAGAGGGAGAUAGCACGCAACAACAACAGACUACCACCAUGGAUACCAACAAACGUAUUCUUUGCCGCGUUGGCUUGGAUAUUUUAAUAUUGCUCUGCGCCGGUUUUCCCAUACUGCUGUUUUUCCUGCUUGGCGAACCCUACAAAAGGGGCUUCUUCUGCGAUGACGAGUCGCUGAAGCAUCCAUUCCACGAUUCCACGGUCCGCAAUUGGAUGCUAUACUUUAUUGGAGCGGUGAUACCAGUUGGCGUGAUACUCAUUGUGGAGGUGAUAAUUUCACAGAACAAGGCCAAACAGGAUAAUGGCAAUGCCACCAGUCGGAGAUAUGUCUUUAUGAACUACGAUGUGCCCGACUGGCUGAUCGAGUGCUACAAGAAGGUUGGCAUCUAUGCAUUUGGCGCAGUGCUCAGUCAGUUGACCACGGACAUAGCGAAAUAUUCCAUCGGCCGGCUGCGUCCCCAUUUCAUCGCGGUGUGCCAGCCGCAGAUGAACGACGGCACCACCUGCAACGAUGCCAGCAAUGUGGGGAAGUACAUCCAGGAUUUCACGUGCAAGGGAGUCGACUCGUCGGCGCGCAUGCUCAAAGAGAUGCGCCUCUCCUUCCCCAGCGGCCACUCCAGCUUCACCUUCUUCGCCAUGGUCUAUCUGGCGCUGUACCUGCAGGCACGCAUGACCUGGCGGGGCUCCAAGCUGCUGCGUCACCUUCUCCAGUUCGCGUUCAUCAUGGUGGCCUGGUACACGGCUCUAAGCCGCGUCUCGGACUACAAACACCAUUGGUCCGAUGUGCUCGCAGGAUCGCUCAUUGGCUCUAUAUGCGCUAUAGUUGUGGCCAACUAUGUCUCCGACUUAUUUCAAAAGCCCAACACCAAGCCUUAUUUGGCGCGUACAGUGCAAGACAUGAAUGUACAGCCCCCACAGGGAAUUACGAUUACAUCAAAUUAACCCGCUGAAGGAGUGCAUCAUAGUUAUUACAAAUUCCACGAAUUGUAGCCGAAGCUGGGAUCUUCAGUACUGCAUUCUUUGGGAUUCUAUUUAUCGGGACAGUGAAGCCAAGCUUUGCGUAACUCCUAUUUAGUUUAUUCCUGUACAUGCAUUUUAUAAGCUCUAUGUGAGUGAAUGAGAGUGUGUGUUUUAGUUGCAAGUGCACUUAAGUGUCUUUAUACAUUUUUAAGCUAGGGCAAUUGAAAGAUAUCUUGUACUAUACUAAACAAUUUUAAACUGACGCAACUAUUUCCACAAAACAAGUGACCUUCAAAACAGAGCUGCACAAAAAAUAAAUGGAAGCAAUAAGUAUUAUGUAAUUUAAGAGAUAAGUUUUGGAUACGAAAAGAUAUUUAAAUAAUUUCUAAGAUAAUCAUUAAAUAUACAUAAAUUAUAAUUUUAACCAAAACGUAUGUUACUUCUAAAGCUGAACAUUUUCAAUGCAAAGUAAAGUUAAAAUAAAUUAUGAAAAUUA